Volvox carteri f. nagariensis is the source of this 879-nucleotide messenger RNA. RefSeq lists its product as uncharacterized. The record is from RefSeq and is a predicted model, not a curated record. Lineage: Eukaryota; Viridiplantae; Chlorophyta; Chlorophyceae; Chlamydomonadales; Volvocaceae. The coding region runs from base 1 to 879 and encodes 292 amino acids. The transcript has 9 exons. Gene Ontology annotation, biological process: transmembrane transport; response to cold.
AUGAGCAAAGAAGGGAGUUCGGCGACAAAGGCAGCGCUCAAGCUUGGCUUGACCUGCUCAGCAGCAAUGGUGGCUGAAGCUGUUACUUAUCCCAUUGAUGUGGUGAAGACACGGCUUCAAUUGCAGCCAUACGGUGCAGUACGCAUCGCCAUGGAACUCGUACGACGCGAGGGUCUACGGGGCUUGUACGCCGGCCUAUCGCCCGCCCUCAUCCGCCAUGUCUUUUACACGGGAACGCGCAUCACGGUGUACGAAUGGCUUCGGAGCGCCGGAACAUCAUCCUCAUGUCUGGCGUCCAAGUUGUUUAUGGGUUUGACGGCUGGCGCUGUGGGGCAGGCAGUGGCAGUGCCGGCCGACCUCGUCAAGGUUCGGCUUCAAGCGGAGGGGAGGCUUGUGACUGCGGGCAAGUUGGCAGCGCCGCGGUACAAGGGCCUUACGGACUGCUUCCGACAGAUCGUAGCGACGGACGGCUUGGCUGGGCUGUGGCGCGGCGGCGGACCUGCCGUACAGCGUGCGGCUCUGGUGAACCUCGGAGAGCUUGCGACGUACGACCAGGCGAAGCAGGCCAUUCUAGCCACCAACCUCACAGGCGGCGACAACCUGGCGGCCCACACCGCCUCCUCCGUGUGUUCGGGCUUCUUCGCGAGCGUGGUUUCGGUGCCAGCCGAUGUGGUCAAGACGCGCAUGAUGACUCAGGACUCCGCCGCACCCCGCUACCGCUCCUCCCUGGACUGCCUGGUUAAAAGUGUGCGGGCGGAGGGCCUUAUGGCUCUGUACAAGGGGUUCUUGCCCACGUGGGCCCGGCUGGGUCCCUGGCAGCUGGUGUUCUGGACGUCGUACGAGCAGAUGCGCAGGACUUGUAAUCUGGGCGGCUUCUGA